Molecule: messenger RNA, 1017 nt
Organism: Lineus longissimus
Lineage: Eukaryota; Metazoa; Nemertea; Pilidiophora; Heteronemertea; Lineidae
Exons: 7
Coding region: 1-1017 (338 amino acids)
Biological process (GO): regulation of transcription by RNA polymerase II; regulation of DNA damage response, signal transduction by p53 class mediator
Cellular component (GO): polytene chromosome; nucleus
Molecular function (GO): protein binding; histone H4K20 methyltransferase activity; transcription regulator activity
Source: RefSeq, a predicted model, not a curated record
AUGAUUUAUGUCGAUUUUCUCAGCAUUGAUGCCACUUCAGAAGUGUGCCUGGCGAGACUAGUGAAUGAUGCCAAAGGGAGGGAGAGGAAUGCCAAAGUGCAGAAGAUGGUAACAAAUGGUCAGCCUCAUCUCUGCCUGUAUUCCACAAAAGAAAUACAGAAAGGGGAUGAAGUUGCGUAUGAUUACGGCGAGAAGGAUUUGGAGUGGAGAAAGGAGCCAGGAAAAACCAUUGACGAUAUUGAUUCCUGGAGGCUGUUUCUAAUCCAGCUCAAUCAUGACAUCAGCCAUGCCAUUUGCGUUAGCCAACAGGGAGCCGAAGGAGUUGAACAGGCAAAACUCUUUACCAGGAGGACCUUAAGUAUGAUAAUCCAACAAAUAGAAGCAACACCAGAAUUUUUAAUUGGCCUCGAAAACGUCCCUCAACUCUUGUUAACAUUUAACGAGUGUACAAAAAGUCACGAUGAAGAAACAAGGAAGAGUGCCGAAAUCCUUCUUGUGAAGUUUAAAAAAUCAAAGAAUAGACCGGACAGUAACAAUCUGGAGGAAGCUAAUUGGAAUAAAGAUAAUGAACCUGAUGUUGAAACCUCAAUGGAUUCUGGACAUGCCACAGAGAGUGAUGGUUCAACGGUUGGUUACGAUGAACAUGAUGAUGACGAUGAUUCUGUAAAGGAUCCUGAUUAUAAGCAGGGACCGAACGAUGAUUUAACGGACUCGGAUGGUGACUCUGAAUCUGAUACUGUGAUCAUUGAAAAUAGUGCAGAUGAUGAAGCCAUGGACUGCAACGAAGCUGAUGAUCAUCAUGGGGAGAAACGUAAGGCAAAGAAAAGUGUUCCACGGUACAGAGAUGGUAAAAGCGAUAUAAAGAGACAAUGCAGUGACUUGGAAAAUAGUGCAGACAGUGUAGACAUGGAUUUAAAUGAAGCUGCGGAAGAUCAUGUUGGGGAGGCACUUAAGGCCAAGGUGAAAAUGCAGUUUGCACACAUAACUGUUCCGCAGCACAGCGAUAGCAAAAAAUAG